CUCCACGUCUAAGUACGUUUCCUCCGUGACAUUGUACGAACGAUAAGAAGCUCUACGGUUCGCCGGUUCUACGCCCGAAAUACUUGUCGAUUCCGUGUUUCCAUCGGUUCGGUAUUCUCGAACGCUGUGUUCGCCUUACGGUUGAGAAAGUCAGUGAUCCCAUCGUCGUCUCCACGGACAUUUUUUCCCUCCCCGCUCGUCGAUCAUCGCGGGUUCGAUCGGCGUGUGUUCUGUUGCCUCCCACCACGUACGAAUCCCACGAGUCUCGCUGAAGAUAGAUGAAGAAGAGAGUGAAGCGGGGUGAGGAAGAAGGCGGGAACAGGGAAGCGAGUAAGAGAGCGAGUAGUAGCGGCUCUUUGGAACAACAGCUUGUCGAAGGUCGUUGUCGAUCCACGUAAUCAAGAAGUUUCUUCCAGCUGAAGGCGAAGUAGAAGGGAGUAGUAGUGUGGUAGUGGUGGUAGCAGUAGUCGGAGCGAAGCGAAACGAAGUGGAAGGUGGGUUACUUUUUUAACAUCGAACAGUUAAGUGCCCACUUUCUGCCAGAGGUUGGGACUCACGAGGCGCGGAUGAAGGCAAAGUGGACGGUGAACGCGGAACGUCAGUUGGACGUAGACCAUCGGCCUUGAUCCAGAGAACAGAGAGGCCACGUGCAUCGCGUACGCGAACCGCGACCGAUUAUUGGUAUCACGAGGAUCACGUCGGUUAUCCCACCAACAACGGCCACAUGACUUGACGAUCGCCCCACCUACCGCUGUUCGUUCGGUUGAGCGAAGGCGGGCGACAGUGGCAGCAGGAACGUCACCGACGAGGGAACGACAACCAACGACAACGGCGACGACGACCGACGACACCAACGACCACGACCACGACGACGACGACCUGGACGUGGUGGAAAGAAGAACGCGGGCAGAGAGUAGUAGUCAUCGGCGCGCGGUGUAGAGGCUACUUAACGAGUGACAUAGGUCGCUGGUGGUUCAGUUGGCGGCAGUCGGUCUGCAGUGCGAUAGGUAGAUAAGUGGGCCGUGUUGAUCGUGGUGGCUGUGCUGGUGCCGUUGUUUGUUGUCGUUGUUCUUGUUAUCUUCGCUGCCUCCUCCGCCGGUAGCAGUGGCGGUUUUGGUGGAUAGUGGAUAAUAGUGUCGAGUGUGAAACUGGAGCCGCUAGUGGUAGCAGUUGCAGUCGAGAGGCAGAGCUAUCAUGUGCCCGCAGAGGAUUUUCGGACUGGCCAUCGUCGCGCUGGUGACUCUGGGUGGACGAGUGGCAGCCUAUACGAAUCAGUGGGCAGUGCACAUCGGGGGAGGACCGGAAGUGGCCCAGCAGGUCGCGCAGGAACAUGGAUUUCAAUAUCUCGAUAAGAUAGUCGACGAUUGGUACCACAUAGUGCACACGUCAGUGAUGAAGAGGUCAGCGGAACCACACCUUGGAGUACACGAAAAACUAAUACAAGACCGCAGAGUACGUCGAGCGGAGCAACAGCGAGUAAAAUCACGAACGAAACGAGAUUUGAUUAUGAAACGCGGUCCGUCCAACAUGAGAACUGUUCUGAACGACGAUAUGUGGCCUCAAAUGUGGUACUUGAAUAGAGGAAAGGGAUUAGACAUGAACGUGCAGGAAGCCUGGGCCGAAGGAAUUACAGGGCACGGGAUCGUGGUCACGAUCCUUGAUGAUGGAUUGGAAAAAAAUCAUCCUGAUCUCUACAGGAACUACGAUCCGCAGGCGAGUUACGAUGUCAAUAAUCAUGAUGACGAUCCCAUGCCUCGGUACGAUGUUCUAGACAGUAAUCGACAUGGCACCAGAUGUGCUGGUGAAGUGGCUGCAACUGCUAACAAUUCUAUGUGCGCUGUAGGAGUUGCAUUUGGAGCUGGCGUUGGGGGAGUGAGAAUGUUGGACGGGGAUGUAACAGAUGCCGUUGAAGCGAGAUCUCUCAGUCUCAAUCCUCAGCACAUCGACAUUUACAGUGCUUCCUGGGGACCAGACGACGAUGGAAAAACCGUCGAUGGUCCUGGUGAACUGGCUACUAGAGCUUUCAUCGAAGGAAUCACGAAGGGUCGCAACGGUAAGGGGUCAAUUUUCGUCUGGGCGUCGGGAAAUGGUGGCAGGGAUCACGACAACUGCAACUGCGACGGUUAUACGAACAGUAUCUGGACACUGUCCAUCAGCAGUGCGACGGAAAAUGGUCAGGUGCCUUGGUACAGCGAAGCCUGUUCGUCGACUCUCGCCACCACCUAUAGUUCCGGUUCAUCGGGAGAGAAACAAGUGGUAACCACUGACCUGCAUCAUCUUUGCACGAGCAGUCACACGGGUACAUCUGCAUCGGCACCUUUGGCUGCUGGUAUCUGCGCCCUUGCACUCCAAGCGAACAAAGAGCUCACUUGGAGGGACAUGCAGCACAUCGUCGUGAGAACCGCGAAACCUGCGAACUUAAAGGCUCCGGACUGGGUGACCAACGGCGUUGGAAGGAACGUGAGUCAUAGUUUCGGCUAUGGACUGAUGGAUGCCACCGCCAUGGUGCGUUUAGCCAGAAGAUGGAGAACGGUACCAGAACAGCACAAAUGUGAAGUUUUGGCAUCACACACGGGCAGGCCAAUACCGCCAAAGAGCCAACUAAGUCUGGAAUUGCAUGUCAAGGAGUGUAGCGGCGUUAAUUUUCUCGAACACGUGCAAGCGAAGGUUUCAUUGAUGGCCUCGAGAAGAGGAGAUCUACAGAUACAGCUAACUUCACCGCAAGGUACGAAGAGCACUCUCCUCGCAAAAAGGCCGCACGACGUCUCGAAGGCUGGUUUCAAUCAAUGGCCAUUUAUGUCGGUUCACACUUGGGGAGAAAGGCCACACGGCACGUGGAAACUUGAAAUCCACAAUGAGGGUCGAUAUCAAGGACGUGCGACUCUACACGAAUGGGCGUUGAUCUUCUACGGAACGUCCACGCUGCCCGAUCGCACCGAAUACGCGUUGUACAAUCCUGCCGGCAUGAAGAGCCCUAGAAGGCCCAUCGUGAAACCACGCGAGACCGCGUUCUCGAAGGCGCAGAACUCGCUUACGAGCUCUAAGAGCAAGCAGGCUCAACACAAGUCCGAGAAAACCGGGAAUCUCAGUCCUCCUUACGUGGUGAACGCGCAGAUACAGUCUCAGAGGAAAGGCAAAGCGCGUGGUCAGCACAAAAACGGCAAAUCGGCCAAUAAACCUACACCGAAACCCACGGUGCAAACGUUGAGAGGGUUGACCGUGGCCAGAGGGCCAAACGUCGCUGGAGAAGUUCGCCUAAUUACGUCCGGACCACGAGGGAGAAGUACACCGAGCCCGAUCACUACUGCAAUCACUCAGACCAAUCCCCCUACGACGAUUCCAACCGCUAAAGUGACGAACAAGCAAAGAAUCCUGAACAUAGUCACCGCUUCGUCGCUUCAGAGAGGUCUGAUCCUCUUGGAGCCAGCGGCGAAACCUGACAUCAACAACGUGCCAGCUAUUUUUCAACAGUACCCUAAAAUUCAACAACUCUAUCCACUCUAUCCUGUCUAUGCCGGCGUAAGGGGAGCUGGACAACACGCGACCAGAGCUAAGGGUCUGGAUUUGCUCCAGGACGAGCAGUUCGAUUCGAAGAACUUGGAUAAGGACACGCUGGAAGAGUUCAAGCUAGUGUUCUACGGCACGGAGACGUCUCUGGAGUUCGACGACGAGCUGGACAAGGACAAACCGCUGCCACCGGUGAACCAGGAGGUCGCUAGCCAGGAGGACGACAACACGGCGAUUGGCGCGAGGCACGACAACGGCGUGGACACAGAGGGCGAUCCAUGGACAGGUAGCCAGCAGGUAGAACGCGUGUCGCAUCCGGAAGUGCAAGGACCAACGACCGAGAACCAGACGAGCGGUUGCGCUAUCGUCGACCCUGGAAGUGGCAGGUGCCUAGAAUGCAAGCUGAACUGGUUCCACCACAACGGAAUCUGCGUGUACAAGUGCCCGAAGGGGACGUAUGGGAUAUUGGACGAUACAAAGUCUGUCUGCUAUGCCUGCCAUUACUCCUGCCUAACUUGUUCAGGAUCCUCGGAUACCGAGUGCACCAGUUGCCACGAGGAUGCCGAAAUUUCUUCGAGUCUUAACGAGUCUGUAUGCAUCCUGCGCGAGCUUUCGUGGAUGAUGCAGUCGACCCUAUGGUUCUACAGGAUGACCGCUUUGUUUCUGAUCAACGUGAGCGUUUUCGUAUUGGUGGCGAUUUAUCUGGCUGUUAAGUGGUACAUACGGAACAGAAGUUCGCUGAUGUACGGCUACAGCAAAGUCUCGGAUUCGAAUAACGGCGAGACGCACAAAGGGAUGGACAAGUUGCAGGAGAACGGUUGUCUCUCUGACAGCGAGUAA
Messenger RNA from Habropoda laboriosa, 4347 nucleotides. RefSeq names its product furin-like protease 1. Gene Ontology annotation, molecular function: serine-type endopeptidase activity. Lineage: Eukaryota; Metazoa; Arthropoda; Insecta; Hymenoptera; Apidae. The transcript is spliced from 13 exons. Bases 1195 to 4347 code for a protein of 1050 amino acids. Gene Ontology annotation, biological process: peptide hormone processing. Gene Ontology annotation, cellular component: Golgi membrane; trans-Golgi network. The record is from RefSeq and is a predicted model, not a curated record.